This is a messenger RNA of Gordionus sp. m RMFG-2023, 1338 nucleotides long. Its product is annotated as clathrin light chain-like. Gene Ontology annotation, molecular function: structural molecule activity; clathrin heavy chain binding. The record is from RefSeq and is a predicted model, not a curated record. NCBI's taxonomy places the organism in Eukaryota, Metazoa, Nematomorpha, Gordioida, Chordodea, Parachordodidae. The transcript has 7 exons. Gene Ontology annotation, biological process: intracellular protein transport; clathrin-dependent endocytosis. Bases 28 to 942 code for a protein of 304 amino acids. Gene Ontology annotation, cellular component: clathrin coat of trans-Golgi network vesicle; postsynaptic endocytic zone cytoplasmic component; clathrin coat of coated pit.
UUUUUACGUUUGCCACUAAAUCGUAAAAUGGCGACCAGUGAAAUAUUUUUCGAUAAUGAUGAGACAUCUGCAAAAAUUGAAAAUAACAAUAAUAAUACCCAACCAGAAAAUGAAUUUUGGGAACGGACGCAAAAUGAGUUAGAUCAGCUUGAAAAAGACUUUCCUGAUAAUCCUGCCUUAAAUGAUUUGUCAUCAAAUCUUCCUAACGGUGCCUCAUCAACCGACCCAUUUGAUGAAGAUGACCUAUUUCCCACCGAUAAUUCUGAAAACAACGCUCAUCUUACCAAUGGCAACAACCUUAUCGAACCAAAUAACGCCGAAUUCGACUUUAACGACGAUAAUAAUCUCGGUGAAUCUCAUUCUACCCAGGGUAAACCCGACCCUUACAAAAAGAGGGGAGAUUUUAGCGCCAUCUCCAAAGAGGACAAAAUAUACAAGGAGCCCGAAAAAAUAAAAAUAUGGCGGGAAAAACAGCAAGAAAUCCUCAAAGAAAAAGAUCAAGAAGAAGAAAUCAAGAAGAAAGAGAUGAGGGAACACGCUAAGAAGGAAUUGGAAGAAUGGCAAUCCAUGUAUAAACAACAAGUGUCCAAAGCCAAAGAGAAUAAUCGGAUUCAAGAGAAGGAAUUUCAACAAAGCCACAACCGGGAAAACAUAAAAUCAAACAUUACCAGAGAAAAAAACGAAAAAACAGCUGACAUGAUCAACAAGGACAAAAAGGAAUGGGAAAAGGUGGCGUCUCUUUGCGAUUUUAAUCCUAAAAACAGUAAACACGUUAAGGACGUCACUCGAUUACGGUCGGUCAUAGUCAAGCUUAAAUCUUCCCAAGCAUCGUCUCCCCGUCAACAUGGCGCAAAAAAUACAUCCUUGCCCAAUGGCCCUCACAAUACGAACGGAGAUUUACACGGUGAUCAUGCCGACUCUGAAGACGAAAAAUCGAAUUAGCCCGACACCCUAACACAUUUCCAAACCUAUCAUAACAUACAUUACAUACACAUAUAUAAUAUAUAAUUAAAAUUAAAAUCACCUUUUAACCCCCCUCCCAAUCUCGCUUUACACCCCUUCUCUCCCUCAAGAAUAUAUUUUUCUUUUACCUUCUAGUAUAUCAGGCGGGUAUUUUAAUUUUAACUCCUUUUUCUGGAAAAAAGAAAGAAUUCGAACAAUAUUUCGCGCCAUAAAGGGGGCGUUAUUUUUUGAUUUUGAAUAGCUAAAUUUUUUUAUUUGUUGUUGUACAUAAAAUUAUAUUAUUUUGAAAAUAAAAAUCACUUGACCAACCCAAACCAACAUCUUUUUUUUUUGUAACUGAUUUAAAAAAUUUAAUAUUUAAAGAUUGGAUGUUUU